Molecule: messenger RNA, 6640 nt
Organism: Porites lobata
Lineage: Eukaryota; Metazoa; Cnidaria; Anthozoa; Scleractinia; Poritidae
Source: the annotation of a GenBank genome assembly
CGCGCGGUUUCGAGAAAUUUUGGCCAACAUUUUGUGUUAUGACUGAACGUCGGGAUGUGAGGUUUCCGUGUUUGUUGUGGAAGCGACGUGAUGACUCGCAUUGAGGAGAACUCGUAAUUACAAAGCCUUCUUCUUUGCUGGCACUCAAGGGAAUGAUUUGGAAACAUACUUUGAUUCAAUUCAAUGGCUGCUUCAAGUGAACCAAGUGAAAAGAUAAUUUGAUGGUCAAAGCCACUGACACGUUCAUUGAAGCUACUGUCGCAGUAGCGAUUUCAUCGCGGUUUCAUAGAACAUGGCUUCCUUCUGGGAAAAACUUGCGGAACCGUAAGUAAGAUUGUAUAUAUUUUUAACGCUUUCCUCAUUGCGCGAGGAAAAGACUCGAAUCAUAGAAUCGAUUAUACAAUCUUAGAAUAAAAUGGUGUAGCUCUCUUCCCUACUACAUGUCAGUGAUAUAAUAUCGUAUGAAAUCGGUCGAUAUGAACGUUUAUCAGUUUUCUCUCUUUUUUAAGUAUUAGAUAAUAUGGCAGUUAAAUCCAAAUCGAAAAAGUCAGUACUUGAGAUGAAUGAGGAAAUAUUACGUUGUUUUGACAGGUGAAGGCUUCAAUUUGAUUUGGCGAAAUCAGAUUUGUUUUCUGAGCUCGGUACGGUAGACGUCAGUCUAGAACACUCUAAUUAAGGAAAACUACGAGAUUAGAUUGCCGAAGUCUGAAACGUGUUUUUUUCAGUCGCCUGGGGAAAAGUCUCCCUGUUUAACGAACAAACGAGAGUUUUACUUGUAGCCCCCAAUGCGUCGAGGCCAUAAUUUUGAAAAUAGCUUAGAAAAAAUUGUUUCACGCAGCGAAAGAGCGUUUUGCCAACGCGAAAUUUGCUCAUACUGCGCGCGCAUUUUUCCAGAUUCUUCACCAAAAAAGAAAGGCUCAGAAAUAAGUAAGCACAAUAUCCAGCAUUUUAUCUUGAGUCAUGCAAUUGUUUACUGCCGAGAUACCGAAACAUUGUUAGUUUAUGGUUGGGGAAUUGUGUAUUUACAUUUUUACCUUGUGUCAACGAAUAUUUUAGCAAGAACAAAUGUUAUCAUCUAGAAUGUAGCGCCGGCAUUAAACUGAAAAAUUUGCUUCUCGAAAGCUACUGACCAUUAUUAAUAUUAGUUAUUUCGACAGGUAAAUCGAUUUUUUGCGCUUAAAUAUAUGAGUUUAAUUUUAGAAACGUUUGAUAUAUUCAAACAAAAGGAAGUCUUGCCUGUUUUCGAUAAUUUCUAAAUCAAUGCCUUUCUAGGUCUUGUUUGCUAUCUUUGUUUGUCUUAACUAUGAAGUACUUGAGUUCUUGAAAAGAGUUCAUUGAAAGUGCAUGAUUUUUGCUGUCUGAUAUUAUCAUAAGAAUUUGACACCUUUUCUUUUUAACUGAGAUUUAAUAACGCAAUUUCUUUGUUUUGAAAUUCUCGAGUAUAAUUUCCCAGGCCUACUUCUUUUUCUACGAAAAUUGUUUGAGUUUUUUGCUGUUUUCUGACACAUGCCAUUUUGCGGUGAAACUGACAACAUUUUAACGUCUCACUUUUUGUAGUUAAAUUAACUGGAAUAACACGCCUUAUGUAAAUGUACAAAAAGAGUUUCAGUCGCGUGUGAAAAUGAUGAAUUUGUGUUUCUUAAAGCAUUUAGAAGGUUUCAUUUUUGUAUCAUACUGCAUUUUUGCAUUGUUCGUUAGUAAAGCGGUCUCUGUUCGAGUAAUCUUUGAUUGUUUGUGAUGUGGUUCAUUAGACUUAGUACAAUUCGAAGUUUAAUUGAUGGACUUAACCACGUGCGUUCUAUUCAAUGCCUUCCGUAAAUCAAUUAAGAUAAACCAAAGGAGCCUUGUGGGAGUUCUAAUUAGAGCUUUACUUUUGAACCCUUUUCAUUCCUAACAAUGCAUAAACCUAUAAUCAAAUCAAGUUAACACAUUUCAAGUUGUAAGAAAUCAAAUAGUAGAAGCGACUGUGCGGCGAAAGAACUUUCAAAGAGGUUUUCAUUAGUGAAUUUUCAUACCAUGCGAUUUAUUUUGUAUCUUAUGUUAUUACUGCAUAAAUUACUUUGCAUCACUGUACAGCGUGACUUAGUAGGCCUAUACUAUACUGCUGAAGAUAUAAAAUAAACAAACAUUUCUCCUUAAAUUUGUCUUUUCUCAUUAUUUUACUUCCAGUACUACAGCUCGAGAAUAGCAUUUUGUUUUCCAAAACCUAAUUUGUAACGUAGAUAGUGCUUUUGUGUUUUUGGCUUAAAGUAAAUGAAAAAAAAAAAAAAAAAGGAAUGCUUGUUUCUUUGAAAUGCUGUGAUCGACACAUUACAGCUAGCUAUUUACGAUCAUGGCCAGCUGUGUUAACCGCUGCCCUGUGAGUACAACUGGGACGUACAGUAAUUGGCAAAACAAUGCUGCUAUAGUGUCCCGCCGGACCCGGCGGGAGUUGUUCACAAGCGUACAAUCAUGGUAAAAAAUACCUCUGCAGCGAGGACACUGAAAGCCAUACAAUUCCUACCUUUAUCUUCUAAAGACCAAUGUUGAGUAGACGGGAAUGGGUUUUCCUUUGGUGACUUCAGUGAUUCUGAUGUUUUACUGUAGCAAAACACAAAACAAGCGUACCAUGAGAACGUAUCAUUGAAGAGGCUUAUUUCAAUGCAAGCAUAGUGUUGGUUACUCAUUUUGUAAGAACAAUAUGUAUCCGUAGAUUAAAAUAUUAAGAUUAAACCCUGUUCAUUUUGGUCUUAUUGUUCUUAUUUCGUUUCUAGUCUCCCUGAUCCGUCAUCGUGCAGAGGACGCAACGCUUCUGCUAUCUUUGGUGCUGGACCAAGCUUUGGCCUCACCCCAGUAGAGAUCGUUCCCCAGUUUAGACCAGCCCCACCCAAAAGAACCUCAGAACCAAAGAAGGUCAAAAGGAGCCAAAGUGAUGUAGGACUCAGGAAACGACCCAAUUUAAGGCGCAAGUCUGGAGACUUUAGCCAACUAAGGAAGCACAGCGAGACUGAAGCCAAGCACUUAAACGGUGUGGUUUGUAACGGAGAAACUGCACUUGACUGCCCACGAUCACCGGUAUCAAACGGAAGUUGUAGUACCCAUCAACCUAGUGAUAUCGUUGAUUUUGCCCCAGAUAAUUGCCAGGAAUCAGACGAACCCUCCAGUAGGUAUCCAUUGUUUAUACAAGUCAAGAACGGUGCGCAAGAUCAGAGUAAGGCGCGCAUAGUAAAACCUGUUGGUAGGCCCUCAAAUCAAGGCCCUAGUAAACAGGAAAACGCUCAGAGUAAACAACCAGUUCGGCCACGAAGAAGCGCCAGUUUUUCUACACCCAGGAAGACAAGUGAAUCGAGGGCGCUUGGUGGUGCCCCAUCUCGACCUUCGCAGGACACUGUUAGAAACGGCAAUCUACGUCGCGAAAAGAGCGAUAUUGUUGCCAAACCUCGUCGUGCGCAAUCUCCCGCUAACGUUUCUUCAAUUCCGAGACCCGCGCGGUCAAACUCUUCCGCUAGUCUUAAACAAGACAAGGGUUUAUCGAGUCCUCGAUCAAAGUCACCAGCUGGUCUUCAACGCGAAACCAGUGACUUAACAAGACGUCGUUCACCGUCAGGUUUAAGGCGAGAAAAAAGUGAUAUUGUCCGACCAAGAGGCCAAUCUAGAACUGACAGCCCGGUUGUAACUUCUGAAAAUACCGUGGGCAACAUAAGUCGGUCAUCAAGUAACAAAAGUUUGCCUUCAAAUCAACUGAGUAAAUCACCGUCGAAAAGUUCAAUCGAAGAAACUCGUUGCCGUUCCGGAAGCAGUUCAGAAAUGUCAAAGAUUCCAUCUCGUAUUCCUUCCCUGGCGAAACAAAAUGGCGCUGAAGAGCGCACCCCUCCCAAGAGUAAGAUCCCAUCCCUGAGUAAAGCUGAUAAGGGACAAGAAACAGUUAAGAAAUCGCAGAUUCCUUCUGUAGGACGUAAAGACAGCACUUCACAGAAAGAAAAACCAGCCAGCAAGAUUCCAUCCUCUGCGCCACAACAAAGUAGGCCUGAUUCAGCUAAAGAAAACAAGGACCCUACUGUCUCUGAAAAUGGACACGAAUCAGUCAAGCAAUUUAGUAAAAUCCCUUCGUUUGGUAAAGGGGCUAACGUCAAGCCUAAAAUUCCUUCGGUACCACGUAAGGAUAGCCAAACUAGCGUCCCAUCGACACAGAACGGGACUACGGACAUGCAUUCCCCUGUAAGUGACUCCAAUAGAAGUAAGGCAUCAAGUCCUGCUCACACUCAGCAGGGAACAGGUAUCCCAAUGGGUAUCAGUCGAAUCCCAUCAUUCACCAAGUCACCAACGCCGUUAAAAAAAGCCGACUCCGCCUCUUCUCAGUCGCGCAUCCCUCCACCUUCCACGAAACCUUUAAAUAAAGUUACAGAAUCGAAGCUACCCACCCUAGGAGGUUCCAAAGUGUUGGAAACAGAUGGACCAUCUGUGACCCAGUCUCACAUUCCAAGCCCUUCUUCCCCUACUCCAAAUAAGACAUUCGAGUCUAAAGUCCCACCUCCUGGGGGAUCCAAGAUUCCAGAGCCUAAGCUCUCAACCAAGUCUACACCAAGCUCAUUACCAACCGCACCUAAAACAAGUGGGAUACCAAAGCCAGGAGAGCAACUUCAAGGCACCAAAAUUCCUGCGCAUACAGGAAUACCCAUGGCGUCGUCUCCUACGGAGUCUAAAAACAAAAUUCCCAAGCUGGCAACAACGCCCAGAUCGAAUGUUCCUGACGCAAACGAAGCUGCUGCUUCCAAGCCAAAACGAUCGAUACCAACCCUUGGAGGUAGGCAGCCGUCUAUGGAGAGAGAGAGUUCGAGCCCAGCUGAACCGAGCACUCCUCCUAGUACUCCAAUACGCAAGGACGCUACGGAGUCACCCUUGGAUAAGUACAUCUUUUCCGAAGCUAAGAGAGUUGAGCAACUGCUGCGAGACGAACCGAUGGAGGUGACGAGCGGCGCAGAUAUAGAAGAAGACGAUGAAUUUUUAAGGCAAGAAAGAGAGAUUCUGGAGCAGGAAGAGCUAGCGCGCGAGAAAGGACUAAAAAUGUUGGAUUCCAAAGAGGCCGAGGAUUUGAUCAGUGAGGUUUUGAAGAGCUAUGCUCCAGACAAACUAGAAGACAAACAAAUUACCACCGAGAAAGGCCACAAUGAAAAUGUUAAAGAAAAGAUAAAUAUCGAUGAAAUAGUUCUUCAGCCGACCGAGAUGCAAACGCCGCCAAAACUAGGCAAAACAGGCGUAAGUACUACUAAAGAAGAUUCCGUGCAGGUGGAACAAAGUGGCGUUAAAGAGAGUGUAAGCACAACUGAGGAAAAGAAAGAGAAUGCUAAAACUGUGGAAACCAAUGUUUCAGACUUAAAAAUUUCUAUUCCAUCUAAAACAGCCGUUGAAAGUGAGAUUGAAGAAAAAACCGACAAAAAAGAGACAAAGAACCAAGGACCUGGUAUUAAUACUUUAGGCGAAUACGCCCAACAAGCUAGACUGUCGCGUAGUCGACAACGAAAAAUCGUCAGUCCUAACUCAGAAGAGCCUGAGAAAGAAUUUCUGGCCGAUCUAGAAAAGGUAGAGAUAGAAGAGGAGAAAAAACCACUGCCUAAGGAGCCGGAGAAGGAGCAACCCAAAAAAGACAUCAAAAAAGACAAAUAUGGUACAGCACCGUUUGAGGGUGAGAAGAAACCUAAGGAGGCUGCGAAGAAUGCAAAAUCCAAAUCAAAAAGCGAUAAACCGAAGUUUGUGAUCGAGUCAUCGCUGGGAAAAGAUUUUUACGCCACCAGAAAAUCGAGCGAAAGUGUUGCGUCUAGGGACAGUGUUCACGACGAUGUCGUGAAAUCUUCAUUUAAACCAGAAAUUUCUGCCCUGGUGUUUGAAAAUAAAGUCGCUCGAGAACCGUUAACAUUAAAACAGACGGACGCGUCUCCAGAGGAACAUGCUAUGAGCCUGGAAGAGACGGAAUUUGAGGACGUUGACUUGAAUGCGGAACCUGCAAUCGCGAAACAAAGGCGUGAACUUUCGCGAAGCGUCGACGAUCUGGACGAGAAGACUGUGAAGUGCAUGUGCGGUAGGGGAGGAAAGUGUUCCAUAAUGUAAAACAGUCACACAAACAUGCCACUGCAGCUGAAUGAUUGUUCGACUAUUUUCACCUGUACAUUUUGAGCACAAUUUGUUUUAUUUUCAAAGCGGGACCAGUCAUUCACACCUCAUCGCUUGAUGGAGACUUCUAGGCUUGGUUUUCAGAGUUUUAAGCUAAGGAGAAAUAAACUGAGCUUUUUUUUUCUAGGAUGAGUUUAUAAAAAUUGUUCAUUAAAAUUUAUGGAAUUGAGAACUGUGAGACGUGUGGCCUUUUGCAGCGUUAGGGGUUUCUCGUUAUGCUAACUGGUGAGACUGGGCAAACACAUCCUUGUUUGGCGGGAAUACCACAUGAAAGGGGCGGGGAUGUUUGUUUUCUCCUUUGGGAGAUUAGCAAUUUCUGUUUUGCUUUGGUGCAACUUAAGGUGUUAAGAGCGGGAGCGCCAUUUCUUUUACAUACUCAGAUAUCGUUUUCCGCUCUGCAUGAAGAGAAAAAAGAAAGGUGACAAAAAGAUUAGCGACAACUUCUUUAUCAUAAUUAAAAUUAAAUUGUAACUCGAUGUACACUGAUCGCGGC